Messenger RNA from Clonostachys rhizophaga, 1245 nucleotides. The record is from the annotation of a GenBank genome assembly. Lineage: Eukaryota; Fungi; Ascomycota; Sordariomycetes; Hypocreales; Bionectriaceae.
AUGAAAGAGAGUCUAGACUCCGGUUCUCCUCGCGAUAGCGAUGAACCGGGAGAGGUCGAGGUCGGCCAGAUCAAGCGCAAGCCCCGACCCUGCAAAGGCCACACCAAAUCCAGGAGGGGAUGCUUCAAUUGCAAAAGGAGAAGGGUCAAGUGCCCAGAGACUCUGCCCCGAUGUAACAACUGCGUUCGCCUUGGCCUGAGCUGCACCUAUCCUCCCGAGGGGGGCCUGGUGCAAGCGUCCCGGCCCUCACACACGUCCAGCCCAAUGGCAAUGCCGCUGUCGUCGUCGCCAACACGCUUUACUAUCGAGGAUCUGAGGUUCUUCCAUCACUUUCUGUUCGCUGCAUAUCCACCCCUACCGAUCGGCGGAAAAGAGAUCUGGAGAGACAUGGCUGCGCUCUCUCAUGGCUUUGAUUACCUUGUCCAUGCAGUUCUCGGCCUGGCGGCUUCCCACCUGACCCUGGCAAGCCGGAACGAGAUCGAUUACUCGGCGCACGCACUUUCGCAUCGUGUCCAGGCCAUCAAUUCUCUAAAUACUGCUCUCAGCAAGCCAUGCAUCUCAAAGGCGGAGGGCGAUGCUCGGUUUGCAACACUAAUGGCACUUACAUUCCAGUCCUCCUAUAUGCCUGACGGCAUGGUUGAUUUUCUUGCCAUGAUACGAGGAUGUACGGUGGUUCCCGGGACGGGGAUGCCCUCAUUCAGCGAAUCUGUAUUUCAAGGAUUCAGCGCCGAAGCACAUCAGCAGUCUAUCAUUGAGAUGAACGAGGACCGGCCAGAGGCAAAGGAUCAGAGGUUGGCUAGUUUCGCUAUCGAUGGCCUCAAGUCAUUGUAUGCCCUACGGCCAUUUUGCCCAGAGGGCAGCCUGGAGGGAACAUAUCUGGAUGCUCUGGAAGGCGUAUUAGAACUCACUAUCAAGUCACCCCUUGAAGCAUUCACCUCGCUCUGUUACAUGUACAACAUCUUCAACGGCGUCGACCACGAGAACUUCACCAGCUUCAUCGAUCCCUCCAACACGGUCCCCCAGAUCCUCCUGGCGCACUUCUUCCUCAUCGAGACCAAGAUCGGCCUGCUGACGCUCCAGGCCAUCAUCGAAAGCUUCCCAUUCAGAGGCCUGAUAGUCGCCUCCUGGGUCCACAACGUCGCGCGCGCGCUCCCCGAAGAAUUCCAUCGCUACAUGGACUGGCCCUUGUCGGAGGCUGCCUCCAUCGACGUUUGGAUGACGCCAAACAUGCUCUCGGCUCGAUGA